CUGAUCGCUGCUACCCCAAUUGUUUUGUAAUACCCGUCCUCGCAUCGAUCCUCCACCGGAGAGCCCUUGAACCAGCGCCACACCUGCCACGUGAACCCCCCCUUGCCCCAUCUCCCGAGCCCCCUCGUAAAGUUGCUCUUUCUGAAUACAAACUGCGGGGCGUGGAAAAGUAUCCAGUGUCUAGGUCAUUUAUCCAGAUCUCCUCCUAGACCCCCCCUUCAAACAAAACUCGAGAGGUAACACCUUUUAUUUCCCUUCCAGCUCUGCCUGUAACCCGAACCUGCGUGUCAUGGAAUUUUAUCAUCCAGACCUGUUUUCUGACCGCGAUCCGAGCAAACCCAGGCAGUGGCCCCAGAACGGAACCCAUAGGCACCAGUCUCCAAAGAGCCCUCCCCAGCCGAUAUCCUCCACAUCCUUACCGUCCGUACAUCUGCGGCCUUCUCACGUACACCCGGCUCACCUCGUUUCAACUCUGCACUACCAACCUUCAUUGCAUGGCGUAACCCAGCCCUUUCCCGUCCACUCGGGCGGAAACCCACCAGAAUAUGGACAUCGGAACUUGAACUUGGCUAUGAACCCUGUCCCGUCAUACGAGCAUCAGCGGAUGCUUCCGCCACUAUCCAAGUCCCCCGCCCAGCACUACCUACCCCCCUUAAACCUUGCCUCCCCCAAUAUCCCACAGCAUAAAUCCAAGUCUGUGGAUCUAUCGGGGUAUGGAAAGAGAAAUCUGCCUCCCUCUACCCAUACACGUUUACCAUCGAUUGAUUCUUUAACCUUCUCAUCCACCCCGGCUCUUCUUCCGGGUUCACCGUUCUACCAAACCCCAAGAUCCAUGCACUCGUCUGCCUCGUGUUGGAAUGAUUCGCCCAUGCUGAAGGACGGGGUGUCUCCGUUACACCACACACCAAGCUCUGCUCCGGUAGAUAUUUUACGUCACAGUGUAGCAAGUUACGAGCGCGAUGGCAAGCAGGAGAGGUGGGCUAUGAAGCACAAGAAAAGCAGAAGGUAUUCCUCCUCGCCUCCGCUUCCGUCGACUUCUCCGAAUGCUGCCGCCCUGUUGCCCAAGAUUCUGAAAUUGACCAAAUCGGCAAGAAAGACCAAGACAGUUAAGAAGAAAACCAGUUCUGGAUCGGUUGGGGCUGUGGUUGACAGCAGUGUCCCUAUCAACUUCCCAGGCCAUCCGACUCCAUCUCCUAUAGAGGUUCCACCGUACCAGCGACCGUGGCUUCCAGUGUGUAAUGGAGCUGUUUCAAACACUAUCGUGCAAAAGGCGUAUUCAGCUCCGGUGCUCACUUCCAUCGUGGAGCACCGGGCUGCUGAAGUGGAACCCGAGGUGCAGCGGACGGAGGAACCUGCCGCUCCACCUGUUAAGCCUCCUCGGAAGAUUAUCACGGUGUUUGAGUACCAGAUCAACAGCCAUUGGGUGAUGUGGGACCACGAAACGGGGUUGGUGCAUCUCACUGGAAUCUGGAAGGCGGUACGGGAGUUGAACGAAUUCUCCGAAACAGAGUUGCUAGCUAAAUACAAACAACAGCCCUCACUCUUUCAAAACGGGGCCGUUCCCGUCGCACCCGGGACCCCCACGCCUGCAAAUAACAAGGCUGACAUUGCCCGAUUGAUUGAGUCUGCUCCGAGCAUGGAGGUUGCCUCUCAGAUCAAGCGGAUCCGGGGCGGGUUUUUAAAAAUCCAGGGAACCUGGCUUCCGUUCGAGCUAGCCAGAGAGUUGGCAUUGCGGAUAUGCUACCACAUACGGUACUGUCUCGUGCCUAUUUUUGGGGACCAGUUUCCGCGUGAGUGCUUAAAGCCCGAGGAUGAAGGGUUUGGGAAGUUGGUCUUUGGAGGUACUGGUGACGCCAAAAGGUUGGGUCUGGUUAAUAGUGGUAGCAGUAUUAGUGCAAACGGCGAUACAGACUCAUUGUCGCCGAUUGACUCUGCGUCAUUAAGCUCUCAGACUUCGUUAGCACUGUCAGAACGGAACUUUACACCCGCCAAGUCUCUCCUGGCAUUCAGGUUCCCAAUCCUUGAUGCGGACACCUCCGCUCGGCCAGAGAUCCAUCGCAGUGGCGAGCGUCAAAGGUCCUUUCGCCUGAAGACUCGCUCCAUCACUGAAACUACAUUUCCGUUUCCACCCUGCGAAGGUGCUACUCCCUCGGACGACGACCAAGGGUUCACAAGCUCGGACUUCUUCUCGGACGACGAUGAGGAAGAAAUUGAUCAGAACAUCAUAGACGCAUCCAAAUCACUCCAGCUCUUGUCACGUGGCUCUUCCUUCAGCUCCGUUUCUGGAUCCGGUACGAAAUCGGCCUCAGGCGGACUCCUGGGGACAAUUCCAGAAAUGAGUAUGACCCCGGGGUAUCAGAGACGAAAGGAGCCAAGUCCGAGUGACGUUAUGAGUAUGGAGAUGAUGAAUAUAGAUCAGCUGGGAGAGGAGGGUAUGGUUGCUUCGUCUUUGUUGGCACUUUCUUCGUCUGGGGCGUAGGAAAGAAACCGAAACGGGUUGUUCUGGCCCAUAAUCCCUCUGCCAUGAUAUUAGUACAUCGAUAGCUAGACUCUUUUUUUUUCCAUUCUAAUCUUUUUGUGGGGACAUUUUAUUGUCAGGUUUCGGUUUCAUGUUUACCUGUGUGCUUAGAUUCGUUAGCCUUCGAACACUCGCUUUUUAUUUUUUAUAUCUUGCCGAUGGCUAAUAUACGAGUAUUUUAAUAUAUAUUUA
Molecule: messenger RNA, 2710 nt
Organism: Babjeviella inositovora NRRL Y-12698
Lineage: Eukaryota; Fungi; Ascomycota; Pichiomycetes; Serinales
Exons: 1
Coding region: 290-2479 (729 amino acids)
Cellular component (GO): MBF transcription complex; SBF transcription complex
Molecular function (GO): DNA binding; transcription regulator activity
Source: RefSeq, a predicted model, not a curated record